Messenger RNA from Danio aesculapii, 758 nucleotides. It is a transcript of the gene g0s2, whose product is annotated as G0/G1 switch 2. Lineage: Eukaryota; Metazoa; Chordata; Actinopteri; Cypriniformes; Danionidae. The record is from RefSeq and is a predicted model, not a curated record.
AUGAGGUAUGGGCGGAGUCAGAAAAUCUUCGCCUUUAAAUAAGCAGAGUCUGAACGUUCGAUACCCACAGAAACUCUGAGGAUAUCCGACAAACAAGGAAUUAUCAUCCGAGCGGGUUCUUUAACCUUCAACAAACGAAACUCCAGAAUGGACACCAUGCAUGAGCUCAUCCCUUUCGCCAAGGAAAUGCUGAGCGCAGGUCCCUCAAAAGGCUCUCUGAAGGUCUACUUGGUGGGCGGCACGUUUGCGGUCCUGGGAAUGGUGAGCGGAGUGGUCCAGGUGGCAUCUUCCCUCUUCCCAGACCACGAGGAACCAGACUUUGACAUGCUGAAGGUGCAGGAGGUCCUGCCGGUGAAGCAGCCGGUCCAGGAACCGCAGACCAGCAUCCCUGAAGACGAAGAAAUGGAUGCUGUGAUGGAAGCAAAAGCCAAGGAGCUUCCCUCAAACAGACAGCGGAGGAUGAGCUUCAGAGCUCACGCUUCAUAAAGCUGCUGUUCAUGCAUUUCUGAAGAAAGUUGAGCGCGAAUGAAGGUCUGCUUGUGCACUGACUGGUGAAGCACGUCACUGAGGAACAGCUGAUGAACUGAGAUAAAUGACUUGAUCGAUUAGGACUGUUACGUAUGUCUGUUCUGAUGGUGUAAUGAUGUAUUUUUUGUAUGAUAAUAAAACAGAUGAUGUAUUAUUUAUAAAGGAUGUAUAGAGUCGUGUGUAGAGUGUGCUAUCUUUCACUGCUGUGAAAUAAAGUCAUAUUUGCUUGA